AUGGCCACCACUACUACGAAGACUGGCCAGCCGUUCGAUCGUUCACAGCUGGAUUCCCUGCUUCGACGUCGACUUUUCUUCACCCCAGCGUUCGAGGUCUAUGGUGGUAUUUCUGGUCUUUACGACUAUGGCCCGCCAGGCUGUGCAUUGCAAGCAAACAUCGUUGACACAUGGCGAAAACAUUUCGUGCUGGAGGAGGACAUGCUUGAAGUCGAUUGCACAAUGCUAACGCCCCAUGAGGUGCUGAAAACGAGCGGCCACGUGGACAAGUUCGCAGACUGGAUGUGCAAGGAUCCCAAGACUGGUGAAAUAUUUCGAGCGGAUCACUUGGUUGAGGAGGUGCUUGAGUCAAGACUGAAGGGUGACAAGGAAGCUCGCGGCCAGAAAGUUGAAGUCGAUGAAGAGAAGGAAGCCAAGAAGAAGAGGAAAACCAAAGAUACCAAGGCUAUAAAGCUAGACGACGCUGUGAUCCAGGAGUAUGAAGAGGUACUGGCCAAGAUAGACAACUAUGGUGGUGAUGAGCUUGGACUUCUCAUCACCAAAUACAAUAUCAAGAAUCCUACAACCGGUGGUGAUGUGCUACCUCCAGUGGCCUUCAACCUAAUGUUUCAAACCUCAAUCGGCCCUAGCAGCAACCUUGCCGGCUACCUCAGACCGGAGACGGCUCAGGGCCAAUUCCUCACUUUCCAGAAAUUGCUCGAAUUCAACCAGCAAUCCAUGCCUUUUGCUUCUGCCUGCAUUGGCAAGUCCUUCCGUAACGAAAUAUCGCCAAGAGCCGGUCUACUUCGAGUCAGAGAAUUCUUGAUGGCAGAAAUAGAACAUUAUGUGGACCCGGAGGGUGGCAAAAAGCACCCACGGUUUUCUGAAGUCAAAACGGUUACCGUUGGUCUCUUGGAUCGCAAGGUGCAAUUAUCAGGCCGCACAAAUGUUACCCAAAUGACGAUUGGCGAAGCUGUUGCUUCAGGCACAGUGGAUAGUGAGACCUUGGGCUAUUUUAUUGCGAGAAUAUAUCAGUUUCUGGUGCGAAUCGGUGUCGACGCAAAGAAGAUGCGUUUCAGACAGCACAUGGCCAACGAAAUGGCACAUUAUGCCGCUGACUGUUGGGAUGCGGAGAUACUAACAAGCUACGGCUGGAUUGAGUGUGUGGGCUGCGCUGAUCGAAGUGCCUACGAUCUUACGGUCCAUUCGAAAAAGACGGGUGCGCCUCUAUGUGUCAGGGAGACACGAAAUGAGCCAUUACAUAUCGAAGAAUGGCAAGUAGACUUGGACAAAAAGAAAUUUGGCCCCAAAUUUAAGAAGGAUGGCAAGACCGUCGAAGCUGCGGUUGAUGCAUUGACCCAAGAUAUGCGCGAGAAAUUGUCAAUCGACCUUGCAAAGACUGGCAAAAUCGAGGUUAAUGUCCCUGGUGUUGGCGACGGUAAUGUCGAAAUCGACCAAGAUCUAGUCAAGAUCGAGAAGCGUACUAGGGUAGAGCACACUCGCGAAUAUACGCCAAACGUCAUCGAACCGGCGUUUGGUAUUGGCAGAAUACUCUACAGUUUGCUGGAGCACGUUUAUUGGUCUAGAGAAGGCAACGAAGAGAGAGGCGUGCUCUCUUUACCGCCACCGAUUGCACCCACAAAAGUUCUUCUGGUCCCAUUGUCCGGUCACCAAGAUUUCAAGCCAUUGGUGGACCGCCUAGGCCAGAAGCUGCGUCGGCUUGGCAUUUCCAACCGUGUCGACGACUCUUCGGCAAGUAUCGGCAAACGCUAUUCGAGAAACGACGAGCUUGGUACACCUCUUGGUAUCACAGUAGACUUCCAGUCAGUCAAGGAUAGUACAUUUACCCUUCGAGAUCGUGAUAGUACGAAACAAGUGCGAUCGGAUGAGGACACGAUAUGUGCAGCAAUCCGAAGCCUUGUGGAUGGCCAGAAGACGUGGGCGGAUGUGCAGGAGGAAUUGCCAGAGUUCACACAGCAAGAGACCGACUGA
Molecule: messenger RNA, 1971 nt
Organism: Letharia columbiana
Lineage: Eukaryota; Fungi; Ascomycota; Lecanoromycetes; Lecanorales; Parmeliaceae
Exons: 2
Coding region: 1-1971 (656 amino acids)
Biological process (GO): mitochondrial glycyl-tRNA aminoacylation
Cellular component (GO): mitochondrion; cytoplasm
Molecular function (GO): glycine-tRNA ligase activity; ATP binding
Source: RefSeq, a predicted model, not a curated record